AGAGGGCAGAGGAGGUUCUAAAUAUAAUGGAUCAUAAGGCAGUCUUAUAAGGGUCACAACUCGCAACCUUUUUUUCCUUUCUUUUGCUUCCUUUCCCUUUAUUUACUUUCCUUCCUCUUCCUCCUCUUUUUUUUUGCCACCCACAAAAACUUAAAAAACACACAUACCAGCGUAGUAGAGACACUCCCACCCCGUACCAUGAACACCACCUCUGCUUCCCGACGAGCCUCUAUCGUUGCAGCCACAGCACAACAGCCCUCGUCCUCACGACGCCGUUACUCCACUGCUGCUUCCCAACCGCCAGAUGAAGAAACACUUCAUCUACGCCAAAAACUAGCCCUUUUGCGCGGCAGAGUCACCCAGCAAAAACAGCAGCAGCAGCAGCAGCAGCAAAAAAAUACCACCUCUUCCCCUGCAGCAUCCUCACCAUCGUCACACCAGCAGCAGCAGCAGCAGCAACAACAACCUACCACCAACACACCCACAUCAUCCAGCAUCUCUCGGAAGCGCUCUUCUCUCAUGAGUCGUCGUACGUCGCUGGCAGCGCUCACCGCAUCUGCACGGGCAAAGCAGGUUCUUCGGAACCCUGAGGAUCAUCCCAUAAAAAAAUCAAACGGUGGUGACACGAAUGACAGUAGUAGUAGUAAUAACAGCAGUAAACGCAGCCCGGCUAAAAAAUUGAGCACAAAAUUACCUCGCUUAUCCCCGGUGCAACCUUCCAACGAACCUGAGCCAAACCAUAAUCAUCGACCUUCUGCUGCUGCCACUACUGCCACUCCAGCAAAAACAACGACAACGACAAUACGUCCACGAAGCAAGAGCGUCAAAACGGAUAGCGGUAUGGUCCGGUGGAACAGCAGGAGGCAAAAGGAGUGCUGCAAGAAUUUUAUAGACUCCUCCCCUCCCUCCUCUGGUGUCGGCCAUCAUUACCAUUACUGUCACAAGAGCAACAGUAGCAAGACGAGUACUAAAAGUAGCAGCAGCGGCGAGGAGAAGAUUGUCGACUUGAAUCGAAGACUGUUGGCUGCAUUAUUUGCUGACGACGACAACGACGACGACGACGAUAAGCCAGUCCCAGAAGAAAUGGAUCGUGUAACCUUGUUUCCUGAAGACGACGACAACGACGAGCCUAUCAUUAGCAAUCAGCAGCAAUCCAAAGUGAGGCAAGCACGACGCCAUCGGCGCCAAAGCAUGCCAGCUGUCAAGGACGUCAAGAGCAGCUCCUAUGUCGAUGAAACCAGCAAACCCAAUCCUGGCUUUUGGAAAGAGUUGGUGGAUAUCAAAUCGCGAUUACAAAAGCUCGAAGUAGUAAAAAGUGAUGCAGCCGUCGUCGUCGAUUAUAGUGACUCUAAUCAUCCCAUGGGAGGGGCAGCAGGAGGCAUUGUUAGCAGCAACAGCAGCACGACCACCACCGCCACAGCACCAUCCGUGUUCGACCGACCUGCAGCAGGCCUUCAUACCCCAUCUUCACCCCUCAGCAAUGCCGCAUCGUCCACAUCUUCAUCCCAGCAACAACCACGGACCAGUGUGCAUCAAAAGCGCCUGCAGGAUGCGUUUGCUAUCUUCGAGCAAAAGCAGCAUCAAAUCCCUUCCUCGUCUCCACUCUAUUCCAAACCUAACCCGUUGUUAAAGUCCAUGGCCACCGUGAUUGCUGAAACUAUCACGAUCAACCAGAAAUUGUGGGCGGCCAUCCCACAGGAUCUCGGUACAGACGCUCGAUCACUUGUAGCGAUGCAAAAGAGCAGUGACAGCCAAAUGCGCGAGUUGACCGAGGCGCUCUAUUUGCUCGGUGGUGAGCAAGAACAGCCUGUGGAUCCAGUCAUCCUUCCAAGGCAAUCGCGUCGUCAGUCGCAAAUAUCAUCCUCUUAUCCAGUAGUAGCACAUCAAGUAGAGCAGCAGCAGGAGCCAGUCUACGUUCCUCCGUCGCCCGCAGCAACAGCAACACGACCGGCUUCACAUUAUUUCUCACCUAGUAAUGCAAUCGAGCAGCAACAAAACUAUCAUCAUAACCCAUCACCUCGGUCACGACCUGCUACCUAUUAUCAUACGACGAGUGGCAGCACUACUUUUCAACACCUGAUCAAGCCCUUACAGCAGCAGCAGCAGCAACCUACUACCGCUAGCAGCACAAAUUAUUCACAUCACUAUAGCCAACACGGCCUCCCAUCGCCACAGUCGGUCGAACAUUCACCAAGAGGUGGCAACAUCCGACCGUUGAAAGUAGCAGGCAUCCUUGACUAUGCUUCUUCCACUGCUGCAGGAGGGACAGAUAGCGGCCAUCAUCCUCAUCACCAUUACCAAUAUUACCAAAGUCGACAGAUGCCGAAAUACUACGAGCAACUCCAUCGUUAUGCCAGUGGCAGCUUGUACGACGAUGUCUAAAAAGAAUUCCAUUGUUGUUGUUGUUUUUCUUCUUUUACUAUUUUAAAACUCGCUUUGUAUAAUAUUACUGUAAAUUCCUUCUUCCUCUCUGUUCUAUCAUCAAUCACAACUUCCGAUAUAUCCGCGCAAACUCAUCGACAAACAGGAACCCCCCCCCCCACCCCACCAAAGUCACUGUCUGCCUCUCUCCCUUUCUGUUACUCCUCAAAUUCGCCCCCUUUCUAUUUGCUUCGUAGUACUAGUACAUAUUAUCUAUACACAUACAUACACCUUACAUACACACUUAUUACCUAUAACCUCCACCUUACAAAAUAAACUUAUUAUUGCGUGCACAGCUUUUUUGGCUGCUGCUACAACUACUACUACUACUACUGAUGCAACGAGCA
This is a messenger RNA of Zychaea mexicana, 2768 nucleotides long. RefSeq lists its product as uncharacterized. The record is from RefSeq and is a predicted model, not a curated record. The transcript has a single exon. Bases 199 to 2382 code for a protein of 727 amino acids. NCBI's taxonomy places the organism in Eukaryota, Fungi, Mucoromycota, Mucoromycetes, Mucorales, Lichtheimiaceae.